Molecule: messenger RNA, 3981 nt
Organism: Sitodiplosis mosellana (orange wheat blossom midge)
Lineage: Eukaryota; Metazoa; Arthropoda; Insecta; Diptera; Cecidomyiidae
Product: eukaryotic translation initiation factor 4 gamma 3-like
Exons: 9
Coding region: 363-3683 (1106 amino acids)
Cellular component (GO): eukaryotic translation initiation factor 4F complex
Molecular function (GO): protein binding; translation initiation factor activity; mRNA binding
Source: RefSeq, a predicted model, not a curated record
AUGCGUCGAAGCCGACAAUUUUGCUUGGUCCAACCGAUUCAAACGAUAUUGAUGUACUGGGCAACCGUGUGCGCGGCAUUUUGAAUACAUUGACACCGGAAAAAUUCGAACCAUUCUUGGAGCAAUUGCGAGCUCUAGACAUUGAUAGCAACGAAAAAUUUUCGACCGUCAUUACGGUGGUGUUUGAAAAGGUGUUUGUUGAACCAAAUCUAGCUCAGAUUUGUGGCAAACUUUGUUCACAGUUAUGCCAAAAACUGUCAACAAAAGAUGUGUUCAAAAAAGAAUUGCUAAACAAAUGUCAAUCCGAAUUCAAUACGUAUGUGGCCAACGAGGAUGUGUUACGUGAAAAGUUCAAAAAGUCAAUGCAAACCGAACUCAAUGAAACAAACGAUCAAAAUCGUCAGCUCGAAUUGACCAUGCAAUUGGAAGAGGAAGAGCGUAAAUUGCGUCGCCGUUCCAGUGGCACGGUUAGGUUAAUUGGUGGAUUGUAUCGACGAAAUAUGAUUCUCCCCAGUAUUUUGGAAUGGUGUUUGAUUGUUUUGCUGAACAGUCGUACCGAAGCGAAGCUCGAAUGUUUAUGCGAACUGUUGACAAUAGUCGGUCCAAAAAUGGAACGUAAAACACACGACGAAGUAUACAACAAAAAAUAUUAUCGAGAUCUGACGCCACACUUCCAAAGCAUUCAACAAAUCGUAUCGAAUAAGGAACAAUCAAAAAUCAGCAACAGAGUACACUUCAUGUUAAUGGAUGUCAUUGAGUUGCGAAAGAAUAAUUGGGUGCCAUGUCGCUCUGACUCGAAUCCAAUGAAAAUGGGUCAAACUUCACAGGAAGCUAUUGAUUCGGAUGAUGAUAAAGUGACGAUCGGUACCGAAUCAGAUUAUCAUCAAUUCUGGGACCAGAAGAUAAAUAAUAUAUUCAUAGUAAUUGAAACGUCAUGUUUCGAAUCGCCACCACCACCACCACCACAACACCAACCAGGAAUGACACCGUUGUCAGGGCAAACAAAUUUGUUGCUGAACUCCGAAGAGUAUCAAUCACUGAUUGAUAGUAAAUGCUCAUCCGAAAAUACCGAUGGUAAAAAGUGUUAUACGCGUCAACAAAUUAUGCUAUUGUGUGAAGCCGAAGCAUCGCAGGCAUUACCGAAAUUUCAAGAUCAUUACUCAAUUAUCCGCAAGAAUUCCUUGUCAAAUGGUAAAAGUGGUGAUGGCAAAGGUGAAAAAGGAAGGAAAUCGGAUAUGAUUCUCGUUGGUUCAUCUCUCAUUAAAGAUGAUGUUAAAUUGCACGAAUCGACCAAUGCAUGGAAGCCAACUUUUUUGCUAGGUCCAACCGAUCCAAAUGAUAUUGAUGUACUGUGCAAACGUGUGCGCGGCAUUUUGAAUAAAUUGACAUCGGAAAAAUUCGAACCAUUGUUGGAGCAAAUGCGAGCGCUAAACAUUGAUAACAACGAAAAAUUGUCGGCUGUCAUUUCGCUGGUGUUCGAAAAGGCGAUCGAUGAGCCAAACUUUUCUCAGGCAUACGCACAGUUGUGCCAAAAAUUGUCCAAACCAAUGGAAGAAAAGGAAGAGAAUGAACUGAGAUCGGGCGAAAAAAGCAAUAAAGACACGAAAACGGCUGUGUUCAAAAAAACAUUGCUGAACAAAUGUCAAAUCGAAUUCAAUACGCAUGUGGCCAAUGAAAAUGCGUUACGUGAAAAGCUCAUGCCAAUGCACAUCGAACUCAACGAAACAAACGAUCAAAAUCGUAAGUUCGAAUUGACCAUGCAAUUGGAAGAGGAAGAGCGUAAAUUGCGUCGCCGUUCCGUUGGCACGGUCCGGUUCAUUGGUGAAUUGUAUCGACAAAAUAUGUUGCUCACCAGCAUCAUGGAAUGGUGUGUGAUGGUUUUGCUGAACAUUCGUACCGAAGAGAAACUCGAAUGCUUGUGUAAAUUGCUGACAACCGUCGGCCAAAAAAUGGAGCAUAAAACAGGCGACGAAGAAUAUGACAAAAAAUACUAUCGAGAUCUGACGCCACACUUCCUCACUAUGCAACAAAUUGCAUCAGAUAAGAAACAAUCGAAAAUCAGCAGCAGAGUACGCUUCAUGUUAAUGGACGUCAUUGAAUUGAGAAAAAAUAAGUGGGUGCCACGUCGUUCUGACUCGAAUCCAAAGAAAAUGGGUCAAAUCCAAAAGGAAGUUAUGGAUGAGCACUACAAAACGCAAAUCCAAAUACUUGCCAAUAUGCCAAACUCUGGUGGAAUGGGUAAUAGUAAUAUGAGAAAAGACAACCGUGAGCGCAAUGAUCGCGGCAGCAUGCCACGUGGUGGCAGCAUGUCAGGCAGUGGAUACAAUAAUAGCAACAAGCUUGGUCGAGGUGGCAAUUUCCAAGAUAAUGACGGAUGGAUUCAAACGGGUGGCAACAAUAGCAGUCAACAAUUUGAUCCAUCGAAAUUCAGGACGACAUCUAACAUAGAAGAUAUUAAGAACACUGCAUUGGUCACACCAAAGUCAUUCCAAUGGAAAUUCAAUACACAACCACAGGCAACGACCAGCCUUACAAAUAGUUUUUCAGCGCUGAAAUUAUCCGAUAAAAUUAGUGAACAAACCAAAAAAGCGAUCCGAUCAACUCUAAAAAAUCUGCUAACUCAAGUUCAAAAGAAUCAAAUCUGUUGCUAUAGCGAUUUUUACAAAACACUUCAAUUCGAAAUAUAUGAAAUUGAUGGAAUUGAUCGAUGGGCGCUCGUACGCGAUUUACACAACAGCGCCAUGAAUACAUCCGGUUUGACGGAGGUGAAGCGCUGCUUUAUCGGUACCAUUUGUACCUAUUGGCUGGAAAGUAACCAAAUUACAAAGGAGGAUUAUGUACAAGGUUUAAGUGAAUAUAUAACAAUGUUAGCCAAUAUUUCGAUCUAUAUGUGGAAAAUUUACGAAUGGACCUCUCAAAUGAUAUCUACGGCAUUUUUCAAUAACCUCAUCACACUGGAUGACUUGAAAAACACAGACAAAAAAUCGAGAGCAAAGCUUUUGGGAUGCUUAUUACCAUACUUGGCAUACGAAUAUGGGCCACAAUAUGUACGUGAUCUGUGGAAACAGUCCGAUUGUAAAUGGGAACAGUUUGUUGUUGACGGCAGUGUCGACAAAUUUGUGGAACAAUAUAAAUUGGAAUUUGUGGAAAAUCCAAGGGAAACCUUGCCUCCAGCUAGUAACAAAAGACAUAGAAUCUAUCAAUUGGUUCUCAAAGAUGAUUUUUCAAAAGAAGAAGUUGAUAAAUAUAUUAAGACCCAUGUGCCUACAAUUAAUAAACAAAGUAUACGUUUUUUAACACGAACUUUGAUCCAAGCCGCGUGUAAUAUUUCGACAGCUGGACACCCUUUGGAGGAUAAAUUUCUCCCACGAAGCAUAGAAAUUUUGAAAGGAUACAUUGGAGGCGAACAAAAGCAGGAUCUACAGUUGGAAUCGUUGUACGCUAUUGAGUUGCUGAGCAAUGAAUUGGACCAUCCACCAGGUUUCUUGCAUAAAGUGUUUUCCAAAUUAUAUGAUGAUGAAGUGGUUCCAUCGAACGUUUUCAAACAAUGGGAGACAUCACCCAAUGAACCAAUGGACAAAAGAGCUGCAGUUAAAAAUUUAACCCAGUUCUUUGAGAAUGUCAAUGAUGAUUUGCACUUGAUGAUGAUCCGUACGAUUCUGAAAAUGGACAUCGCUGAUUAAUCAAUGUAAUGAAGAAAAAUGAGAAAAUAUCACGAAGAAAAAAACUGGAAACGAAAAACAAUUACGAGCGGACGCAAAAUUAAAGCAAAUAUGCAAAUAAAAAUAAUGAAAUGAUGAGAAACAAAAUUGAACAACAUACAUUAUCGGAAAGUCCUAAAAGAAGUACGCAUUUAUAUACGAGGAUAUAAAAACAUUUCAUUAGAUAUUCAUCAACGAUAGCAUUUAUUCUAAUAUAUAAUCAGUCAUUUAAUAAAAUGUUUAAAAUUUGAAUAAUAUAUACAUCUUAAAAAAGACUACA